This is a messenger RNA of Stylonychia lemnae, 1602 nucleotides long. The record is from the annotation of a GenBank genome assembly. NCBI's taxonomy places the organism in Eukaryota, Ciliophora, Spirotrichea, Sporadotrichida, Oxytrichidae.
AUGGAAUCAAAACUCAAGCACAACUCAACUUAUCACAUUUAACUCCCUCUCUAUGAAUAAACAUCUGCUAAGCAAAUAGACAUUCAUGUGAAUAUGGUGGCUAAUGAGUCUAUUGAGAAAACUGUCAAAGAUAUAGUUUAGCAGGAGUAACUUGAAAAACUGAUUGACUAUAAGACUAAAAUUAUCCCUUUGAUCACUCAACUUGAUAGGAUUACCACUAAGACUCAAAGCCUGAAAAAAGAUCCAUACAUCUUUAACCAAAUCUAAAAUUUAGUAAAGAGUGCUAAAUAGCAGUAGUACACACAGAAUAUAAAAUAAUCUAGUCCUAGUAAGAUUAGCAAUGAAAUGAGAUCACCAUUUAACUUAUAAGAGGAGCUGAAUUAAGAUUAAGAAGUGGAAUAGUAAAUUGAUAGUGAGGGGGAGCAAAGUGUGCAUGAGAAGGUAAGAAACAUAAGGAAGCUAUCACUUAAGGAAUUACAAAAUGAGCUUAAUAGCAAGCUUGCCUAGAUGAUAGAGAACAAGAGAGAAGAGUGGAGCUAUUUAUCAGAGGAACAAUUAAAGGAAAUAGAUAGGGCAAGAGUAUUAAGUUAAUCUGAUAAAGACAAAUAACUUAUUAUCGAAAGACAUUUGAAAGACACUUAAGAUUGGAUGACCAAUGCUUAGCAAUAAAUGAUAUAAAGUAAGAGUCAGUUGAUCUAAGAGUUUUGGAAAGAAUGGAGUAAUAGUACUCACUCUGAUCCAACUCUUAGAGAUUAAGUUGAUCAGAAUCAACUAAUUAACUGUGAUAAGAUAAGGAUAUCCUAAGGUAUUGUUAAAAAGAUAGAGAUUGAUCUGAUAAUUUCCCUCAACGUUAUAAGCAACUUCAAAUUUUCCUCUCUGUCUCAUAUCGAUUAAUUAAUGAGUUCUUCAUAUACGAGGACAGGCAUGCUGAAUUUUAGUUACUUUGAGGAUAAUAAUUAGCAAAAUAUGGAAAAAUACAGCAAAUUCCUAUAGUUUAGUGAGAUUAAUUCAAUAGAGGACAAUUUCCCUUUGAUGAUGAAUGACAAAUAACUUAAAAGCGCUCUAAUAAGCAACAUAGAUUUUGUAUACAAGCAGUUCACAAUAUAAAUCAAAGAUAUGAUGCAGCCAUUCAUUUAACUUAAAACAGAGUAGUCUAAGUAAGCGAACUAUGAGUACUCUAAUAUAUUCAAAGAUGGAGAUAUCGUUUAUACAAAUCAUACCAAUCUUGAUGUAAUUGAUGUCAUCUUUAAUGGCCUUAUAAACUAUAAGAAUAUGACUAGUAAGAAGCAGUAUUUACAACUACUUUAUCAGUCGAUUAAGAUUGCCAAUCACUACGGUAUUGAGUGCUUUAUUGUCAGAUUUGACUUUCUGAUACAUAUUGGCUUUAGUAAGGUGCAGGAUAAAUAUCAGAAGAUUAUUUAGAAGAUGAUUUAGAUUAUAAAGUAGGCGAUAUACGAGAUAUCAUUUGAGUAGCAUCAAAAGUUAAAGAGUGUAGUAAUUAGUGUUGAUUAAGCCAGUGAGAAUGCAAAUUAAUCAGAAAGAGAAAAUAGAGUUAUAAUUGCAGAUUAUCUAAGGAAAAUUAUAGGAAUUACAUUUAAUUGA